CGCAUUCUUCCCUUAGAGUCCGCUCAGGAUCUCUUUCCAGCUCCGUCCAGAGCUGGUCUCAGCAUUACAACUCUGCUUGUAGGCAAUCAAUGGGGCCAAACGUUCGCCUGCUCCGGUCUUGCCACUCCGGUUACAGACUAUGCUGGUAACAUGACUGGGACUACUUCGCCUAUUCCACAAUCUGAAAAUGUUCUUCCUCCUGCUCCUGUGUCAGCAGCAUCAAAUAACCCGGAGUUUAUCCAACCAGAUGGAAGUGGGCAAGCAAUUUUGCCACCGCCAUCCACGACUCUAGUAUCGUUCGGUCAAGCACUUACUGGAGGUCAUUCGAUCACGUCUAUUGGGAUCUCUGCCGUUGAUACUAUCUCCAGGCAGCGCAUGCCAUAUUUAGUGCGACCUUAUCGUCCAGAGACUGAUCGCAAGGCUGUAUAUGAAAUCUGUCGUCGUAUGAUUCUACGGAGAGCCGGCUUUCCUUUGGAGGCGUGGCCCCCCGAAUUAGCCGAUCUUCCUGGAGACCGGUAUGAUGAGAUGGAUUUUUUAAAUAUUGUUUAA
Messenger RNA from Protopolystoma xenopodis, 549 nucleotides. The record is from the annotation of a GenBank genome assembly. NCBI's taxonomy places the organism in Eukaryota, Metazoa, Platyhelminthes, Monogenea, Polystomatidea, Polystomatidae.